Molecule: messenger RNA, 330 nt
Organism: Xylaria bambusicola
Lineage: Eukaryota; Fungi; Ascomycota; Sordariomycetes; Xylariales; Xylariaceae
Exons: 2
Coding region: 1-330 (109 amino acids)
Source: RefSeq, a predicted model, not a curated record
AUGCAAUUCAAGACCGUUCUUUUCCUCUCGCUCACCGCUGGCGCCAUCGCUGGCCCUAUGUUUGCAGCACGGGAUACUGUCCUUCAGCGCAAGUCUGCUGAGGUUCAGGACUCGGAUGAUGCCCAGAUCUAUACCAUCGACGAUAAAGCUUCUAAUAUCGAAGACGCAGACGACACUCAAAUCUAUACCAUUGAUGAGAAAGCUUCUGCUGUUGAAGACGCAGAUGAGGCUCAGAUAUACCUUAUCGAAGACAAGGCCGCUGAUGUUGAAGACACCGACGACACUCAGAUCUACACCAUUAACACCAAGGCUGCAGACGUUGACGCAUAG